AAAAAAAUCAAAUACGGGCCACAAAUAGAGUAAUGGGCCUAGGCCCAAAUAGUUUGAUGUCUUCAGUUUUCGUGUCUCUUAUUCAUCGGAACUUAAUUACGACUGUCGUCUUCUUCGAUCGCUUUUCCCUGGCCGGUGAUUUCACGGAGACUUGUUAUUAGGUGUGGCUUUAGCUGACCAUAGAACGAGACACACGGGAGGUGGAAUCGGAGACUAAUAAUGGCGAAUCAAGGAGCUAAGAAGCGCAAGGAUGAGAACGCUCGACACAUGGCCAAGCUCCGUCGAAUCAUCAUCGCUUGCAAUGUUGUGUACGUCAUAGUGAGGAUGCUGAUUUUCCAUUCAAGCUUUACCUGGAAACAUUGGAUUGGGCUUGUGGUAACGUCGUUGGGCUACGCGAUUCCUUAUAAGUUUCUUGAUUCGAUGGCAAAGCCUAGUGUUACUGAUGAUGGUGAGCUUAUUGAUGGUGGCUUCGACAUGAGCACUGGUGGAGUCUGUGGGUACAUACUUGCACGAUGUGCUCUACAUCACCUGCUUCGUGCAGCUUGCAUCGAUCAUCUCUGGAAAGUUUUGGUACACGUAUCUAGUGGUAGGCCCUUCUUCAUUUGGAAAAAAAAAAAAAAUUUGAAUACUCCUUUAAGGCAAACAAUACAUUGCAGCGUCGAUGAUGCGAUCAUUUGGUUUUAUCUGGUCUUUUUUAGAUUCCUGCAUUUGGAGCGUACAAGGCUUCUGGACUUAUUAGAGGAUUCAUGUCUCAAGGCUCAGAGGGAGGUGAAGAGGAUGAGAAAACUCGCAAAAAGAGGGAGAAGAUGGAGAGAAAAGCUUCUAGAGGGCAAGCCGUCAGGACAAGAACCCGAUGAAUGUCUUAACAUCAUCAUCUUUAGCAAAACAUAAUUUGGAAAAAAUGCAAACCAAAUGAUUUGCAAAUCCUUGUUGUACGGAUGUAGUAGCUAUUUGAGUUAAAACACGGAGAUUUCUAGUUCUUCAGAGUAGCACACAGUGAAGAUAAAGAUUUUUCUGUUACAUUAAAAUUCGUGUGAUAUUAUGGUUUUGUUGAGCCAUUUUACCGACAGCUGCAAAAUCUAUUAUUCUUAUUGCUACGU
Molecule: messenger RNA, 1100 nt
Organism: Thlaspi arvense
Lineage: Eukaryota; Viridiplantae; Streptophyta; Magnoliopsida; Brassicales; Brassicaceae
Source: the annotation of a GenBank genome assembly